AUGACGGUCUACGCGCGCACCGACGCAGAGGGGACUCUGGAUGCGUCAGCGCCGGCUCAUGCACUGGUGAAACAGAGCGAAGUUGCGGCGGAAGGCGGCAUACUACAGGCCCCUCCGCCGGCUGCGUCCCCCGAAGGUCCGCCCUCCGAAGACGAAUAUCCCAGGGGACUCGCAUUGCUGUUUAUCCUUCUGUCGCUCGUCCUGUCCAUUGUCAUGGUGGCCGUCGAUCAGACCAUCAUCGCAACGGCCAUCCCCCUGAUUACCGACGAGUUCCACAGCGUGACUCAGAUCGGCUGGUACGGGUCGGCCUUCUUCCUGGAGUUUGCCUCGUUCACGUCAUCGUGGGGCAAGCUCUUCAAGUAUUUUCGCCUGCAAUGGACCUUCCUCGUCGCCGUCUUCCUCUUUGAAUUAGGCAGUCUCGUGUGCGCGGUCGCCCCCAGUAGCACGGCCUUGAUCGUCGGUCGUGCCCUUGCGGGUUUGGGUGCGGCCGGCGUCGGGCGCCUUCAUCCUCAUCGCCUUCCUGGCGUGCCUUGUAAAUACCGUACCCAACCGGUCCGGUUCAACCACGGCGUGGCUUUAUCUAAAUCACCGGCCUGGAUAAUAGUUUCGUGGGUAUCCUGA
Messenger RNA from Penicillium daleae, 621 nucleotides. Its product is annotated as major facilitator superfamily transporter. Gene Ontology annotation, biological process: transmembrane transport. Lineage: Eukaryota; Fungi; Ascomycota; Eurotiomycetes; Eurotiales; Aspergillaceae. The record is from RefSeq and is a predicted model, not a curated record. Gene Ontology annotation, molecular function: transmembrane transporter activity. The transcript has 3 exons. Bases 1 to 621 code for a protein of 206 amino acids.